Messenger RNA from Kwoniella mangroviensis CBS 8507, 1356 nucleotides. RefSeq lists its product as uncharacterized. Lineage: Eukaryota; Fungi; Basidiomycota; Tremellomycetes; Tremellales; Cryptococcaceae. Bases 1 to 1356 code for a protein of 451 amino acids. The transcript is spliced from 4 exons. The record is from RefSeq and is a predicted model, not a curated record.
AUGUUCGCCCCUCGCUCGACGCAUUUACCUCGGACCUACUCAGUAUAUCAUCAACCGACAACAACCAGGAAGAACGCGAACAAGGAGAAUGCCGGAGCCCUACCUUCGAAGACACCUUCGAGGGCAGGCAAGCCCAUGAUGGGUGGUGGGUUGGGAACAGGCCUGAGGAUGGGUCUGGGAGUGAAGACCGAAGUAAGAGAUAGGAACGUUUUGAUACAGCAUCAGCAACAGCAAGGAUAUCAAGGUGGGGGAAAAGGUAAGGGAAAAGAAGGUGAAGAUAUAGAACCUAAGAGACUAUUCAGUCACGGUCCAUCCAAAUCAACAACUUCCAUCCCACCUUCUAAAUCACUUUCUUCCAUGCCUCAUAUCCAACUUACCAAAACGCCUGCUCCAUCGAGAAAGAAACAACAGUCUUUCCAGGCAUUACGUACACCUGCUCCGUCAUUUCAGGAGCCUGCACCUACGCCGUUACCAUCUGCUACGAGACAACGACGGAGGUCUAGACAAUCUUUAUCGAAUAUUAGUCUGACACCGAUCAAAGCGUCGAUAGAACAGAGUUUUGUUACUCCCGCUCCAGUACAAUGGGAAGAAGAAUUAAGUUUAGGUAGUAUAGAAGAGACUACCAAUGAGAUGUUGCAGGAUGUCAGGGAGGAGAAUGAAUUGGAUGAUGGGAGUGAUGGUGAUCCUGAAUAUAUGCCUCCUCCUGUACAAGAACUACCUUAUACACCUGCAUACGAUCAUCCAGAUCUAACGUCGAUAUUCUCCACUUUAUCUGGAUUACCUCCAAUGUGGACAGUCCGCGACGACGUGAUCAUGAGGGAUGUACCGGAGUUUGAGUUUCAGGAAAUGAUCGUAGGACGAUUGACUCUGAAGGACGAUGAAGAAUUGGAAGAAGAAUGGUUGAGACCUAAAUCCAAACCUCAACUCGAACCUACUCAACCGACCAAACCCCAAAACACCUCAAUCAGGGGAAUAACAUCUAAAUCAUCCUUGCAACCCAAAACCACACCCCGUCCAAGUGUAACUUCUUCACGAUUGGACACUACAACCAAAACUAAACCACCUGCACCUGUACCUAGACCACCUCCAAUCAGACAGAGAACCACCAUUUCGACUGGAUCCCGAUCCGCACAGUCCCGUCAAGCCUCAUUACACCCCGCACAAAAGGCUGCUCAACCUGUAAAACCGAUCAAGAUCAGUGAGGAGGAUCAGAAGCUGUUUGAGAGUUGGGAGAAAGAAGACGUCCCAUUGGGGGAUUUUGAAUUGAACUUGGAUAUGGACUUUGUUGAUGGUGAUUUGAAUUUCGGAGCGUUAAAACUAUCCGAUUAUGAAUCAUCAUCCCAAUCGAGGCAAUGA